Dracunculus medinensis (Guinea worm) is the source of this 561-nucleotide messenger RNA. Lineage: Eukaryota; Metazoa; Nematoda; Chromadorea; Rhabditida; Dracunculidae. The record is from the annotation of a GenBank genome assembly.
AUGCUUACCGAAUUGGCGUUUUAUCCAUCACUGGGCUAUAACCUUCUUCGAAAUUAUUUACAACCGUCUUCAUGGAAAUGGUAUACUCGAAUUGAUGAUAUUGUCAUAAUUGGUGCUUUACCAUUUAAAAGUAUGGUAGAAGAACUUGAGAAGGAGAAUAUCGGUGGUGUUGUCUGCUGUACGGAGGAAUUUGAGACAAAUGCUGCUUGGGGUGCAAUGAAUGAAGAAGAUUGGAAAAAACAUGAUGUCGAAUUCUAUGCUCUACCUAUGCGGGAUUUUAACGGUUCGGCUUCUAGGAAUGACAUAGACCACGCUGUAAAAUUCGUUGAUAACAUUGGUAAUCGCGGAAAAUCUGUAUAUGUUCAUUGUAAAGCUGGUCGCACAAGAAGUGCUCUAUUAACAACAUGUUAUCUAAUGCGAAAAAAUGACUGGUUGCCGAAUGUUGCUUUUGAAUAUUUAAAGUCGAAGCGGCCACAUGUUUUACUAAAAGAAGCGCAGUGGCGAAGUGCGAAUGAAUAUCGACGAUUUCUGGAUCAUACGAAGCAAAAAUCUUCAAUAUAG